AUGGACAACGCCUUGCCGGCCGUCACCACAACUACGCCGCCUCACAGUAUGGCGGUGGAAGGACUGGCUACCCCGCCCCCGACGUCCGAGUUCAGCGGCGUCACACACGACAUACUAGCCCUCCCAAUCUAUCUGCACCUUCCCACCAACGGCCUGCGCCAGACCCACCUCCUCGUCUCUGUCACCCUCCGCGCGAACGAGGAGAUCACUGUCGUCAAAGCCAUCGUCACGUGCGUAGAAUUAACCCCUCCAUUUGCGCGCCCGGGCCGCAGUGCAAGCGCGUUCGUCGUACCAGGUGUGGCCGUGUUCAUACCCAACGACAUACUAGCCAGCCCGGUGUACAUAGUCCUAGAGAAGUUGCGAGGCAUAAGGCUGAAGAAGCAAUUGGUCGUCGCACUGACCUUUAUUGAAUGGCUGCCGGGAGACCACUCUACGUUCGAAGUCAUCGCGGACCUCAAGCUCGUCGACGAGGCAAUCGAGUCCGCAACGCAGCCCCUGUACAUAGCCGAGGCUUUUCCCGGAGCGAUCGUGUGA
Trametes versicolor FP-101664 SS1 is the source of this 534-nucleotide messenger RNA. RefSeq lists its product as uncharacterized. The transcript has 2 exons. Lineage: Eukaryota; Fungi; Basidiomycota; Agaricomycetes; Polyporales; Polyporaceae. The record is from RefSeq and is a predicted model, not a curated record. The coding region runs from base 1 to 534 and encodes 177 amino acids.